UCUCUAAUCAAACCGGAGUUUCAAAUUAUACGUAGUUUGAGAUAAAGUUUUACUUUAUUAUCCCAACUUACAGUUAAGAUAAUAAUAAUAAUAAUAAUAAUUUCCCGCCAAAAAAUUUAUCUCAAUCCUUCCAAAUUCCCAUGUAUUUAUAACAUUCCCUAACUCUCAAAAACACAAAACACACACAUGAAGUCUAGUACUUCCAAGUUAAUAAUGGGAGCAAUAUUAAUAAUGGUGGUGACCCUUGCAAUAAUUCUAGGCCUACUCUUAGUUUUUCUUGUUGAAUUUUUUUGUUCCCUCUUACUUGCUAGGCGUCAACGGUCAAAAACACCUGUAAAUUUCGCGAUAACCUCUACCACACAAUCACCACCAUCACCACUAGAGUGUCAAUCAAUUGUUCCAAUUACAAGUAGUCAUAGUAGCUUUUAUGCACAAUUAGGGGUUCUUCAUGUUCCAAGAAAUUACCUCUUUCCUAAAAUUUCCACUAAAGAUCAUCAUAACUUUGAUGAUAUUGAAAUAGUCCAAAAUGUAUCAUAUCCUAAAUUAGUCCAUGAAGCACAAUCACAUCAAUGUAGCACUAGUAGUACUACUAUUGAGGAACCAUUUAUGUACAUAUCAAAUCCAAUUUAUGAUGACACGAAAAUUGAGCAUGACACACCGUUUGAAACGCCAGAUACAUCCCCAUCCUGUCUCGAAUUAAUCAUUGAUAGUUCUUCGGAGGGAGAAGAAGAAAAUUGUGGAAUAUCAACAUGUUCUAGUACACCUUCUUCAGUACUAUUAACUCCAAUGAAGAAACUCCCGAUCGAGGCAUGUUCAAUUUCACUGAGAAGUGGCUCUAUUAAUAGUAACAAUUCUACUUCUUCCUCUGGAUCUCCAUGUACUUCUCCAUCUUGGUAAAAUUUGAAAAAAAAUAUAUUUAGCAAUCUAUGUACUUAUAUUUGUUUAAUUAGGGUUUGUUUAGAUGUUCUUUUGUUAGCUUAGUUUGUUUAGUUCAUUUUAUUUUCUUGUUUAGUUAUUUUUGUUGAUGUAAUAGGUGGUGAUAGAAUGACUAAUAUUAUCUAUCUGUCCCAGUUUAUUUGGCAUAUGUUCCUUUUUAAUUUGCCUAAAAAUAUAUAAAUAUUAUGUAUAUUUAGAGAUAA
Solanum lycopersicum (tomato) is the source of this 1139-nucleotide messenger RNA. RefSeq lists its product as uncharacterized. The record is from RefSeq and is a predicted model, not a curated record. Lineage: Eukaryota; Viridiplantae; Streptophyta; Magnoliopsida; Solanales; Solanaceae.